AUGCGAUCCCAGCUAGCUUUCUUCCUUGGCUUCGUGGCCCUCGUUUCGAUUGCCUUGCCAGUCACUGGUCAGGCAACGCCCCCUGCUCCGGCCACGCCGACCGCUCCUGCCUCGUCGACCACUCCAACUACUCCAACUUCUCCAACCACUCCAGCGUCACCCACCACGCCCACUUCCCCCACCCCGGCAACCGGAACCAGCACAGACUCCUCCACCGCAGCUCCCACCACCGUGUCUCCUAACAGGAAGGUGAAAGUUGUUACCCAUCACAAGAGGAAAAUCACCAGACCGAAAAGGAUCACCAAGAUCCACCACAAGUUUGGUGGCAGUGAGAACCGAUCUCAGCGGGACCGAAACCAAUCCCGUCAGAACCGUAACCGAUCGCGCCGAAACCGACCUCGCCGGAAUUAG
Drosophila suzukii is the source of this 411-nucleotide messenger RNA. RefSeq names its product no optic lobe. NCBI's taxonomy places the organism in Eukaryota, Metazoa, Arthropoda, Insecta, Diptera, Drosophilidae. The record is from RefSeq and is a predicted model, not a curated record.